AUGUCUACUUUCGAUACGAAUGCACUACCGUUCUUAAAUCCUAGGACAGAAAGAAGGGUUGCCCUAAUAACAGGAGGAAAUAGUGGUGUUGGAUUUUAUACUGUUUUACAUUUAUAUCUUCACGGAUAUAUCAUCUACAUUGCCGGAAGAAGUAGAUCUCAAUGUUUAAAGUCGAUUAAAGAAUUAAAGAAGAAGGCAAAGGAAAUAAUACAGGAAUACGACGUUGACGCUUCUAGUAUUCGACAUCUUGGAGACUUAUUCUUCUUAGAGGUUGAUUUAAGUAGUUUAUCAUCAGUUAUACGAGCAGUUGAAUAUUUCAAAAGUAUUGAAGAUCAUUUACAUUUAUUAAUUAAUAAUGCUGGUGCAAUGGCUCUACCUUUUGCGUUAACUAAAGAUAAUUUUGAAAUACAAUUACAAACAAAUUAUGUAUCACCGUUCUUAUUAACCACUAAAUUAUUACCAAUACUAGAGAAAACCACCGAUAAAUUCCCUACAUCUCCACCUCCUAGGGUGAUAUAUGUUAGUUCAAUAGGACAUCAAUUUGCCAUUAGAUACUUUAGAUUAAGUCAAGCAUUCAAUUAUAAACCAAAUUUUAUCUUCACUUGGCUUCGAUAUGGUAUGGCCAAAACUGCAGGAAUACAUUUUAUGAAAAUGUUAGCUUUAAGAAAUCCAAAAGUUCUUUCAAUGACAGUACAUCCUGGAUUUGUAAUGAAUGCUAAUAUAUUUGCAUAUUGGACAAGAUUACCUAUCGUGGGGAUAUUAUUCUGGUGUGUGUUUGAGAUUGUGGGAUAUUUCUUUGGCGUAAGUAGUCAAGAAGGUGCAGAAGCUGUUACUAAAUGUAGUCUUGAUCCAAGUUUUACAGUUGAAAAACAUAAUGGGAAAUAUUUCGGGGCGGAUGGACAAGAAGCCACCCCUUCUAGAAUUGCUAAUGAUAUGGAUUAUGCGGCAAGAACUUGGAUUUGGACUAUACAUCAAUUAAAUGAAAGAGGAAUCAGGAUUCCUAAUAAUAAUGAUUUUUAA
Molecule: messenger RNA, 1020 nt
Organism: Hemisphaericaspora subhashii
Lineage: Eukaryota; Fungi; Ascomycota; Pichiomycetes; Serinales; Debaryomycetaceae
Exons: 1
Coding region: 1-1020 (339 amino acids)
Source: RefSeq, a predicted model, not a curated record